AUGGGAUUUUUACCAGAGACCUUGAAUAUGGAAGAGAAGUUUGGCCUCACCUUGCAGAUGGCUCACCCUCUUAGAGCUGUGCCCAAGUGCUUAGAAUUGUGGACUGCCUUGGCAUUACGGAGGCUUGUCUCCCGCCUUGCAUUAGGGAUAUUGUCUCCCUUGUUUGUAUCUGUACUCGGUAUUCUAUAA
Prunus armeniaca (apricot) is the source of this 189-nucleotide messenger RNA. The record is from the annotation of a GenBank genome assembly. Lineage: Eukaryota; Viridiplantae; Streptophyta; Magnoliopsida; Rosales; Rosaceae.